Actinia tenebrosa (Australian red waratah sea anemone) is the source of this 1168-nucleotide messenger RNA. RefSeq lists its product as uncharacterized. Lineage: Eukaryota; Metazoa; Cnidaria; Anthozoa; Actiniaria; Actiniidae. The record is from RefSeq and is a predicted model, not a curated record.
CUUAAAAUUCUAGGAAACCGACUACUAUCCUUCGCAUCUUCACAGACAAUAAUUAUUGGAAAACUAAAUAUUCUUUCUUGCAAUUAAUAAAGCAUAAAGAAGAUUGAUUUAUUCAAUAUGCCGAGCUAUGGAGAAACUAAAAGUGUAAAGCAACCAGAUGAUACCCAAGGAAUAGCAAAAGUUGAACUGAAAAAUGGAAGUGAAGAGCUAAUAGCAGAGCUGGUUGGUUGUGCCAUACAUCUAUCAAUGAAAGACAAAAGCCUUAGAAAUGUUCUUCAAUUGGACAACAAAAGUUAUAAGGAAGUGAAGUAUUUUAUAUUUGUGCCAUGGUUCUGCUCAUGCAGACCCAAACAAAUGGAUGAAAAAAGCACAAAGAUUGUGGUCAAACUUCACCGAUAUGGAAAGGAACAAGGAAAAGAGUUUUCAGUAGAUGAGAAUAACAGUGGCGGAAUUUUUAAAAAGUAUCACAGUAAUAACUAUUUUGUCAUUCCUUUACCAGAGAAAAGUUCCCAAGAAUCUUCAUUUUUAAAAAAAUGGAGCUCAGACCUCCUCUUAUUCAACAAUUCAAGUCAAAUUUUACAAAGUAAGGGUUUCUUUUAUGGAAUCAAAAAAGUGGAAACAAAAAAUUUAUUAAAGUUUUGUGGGUUUAAAGAGGAAUCUGCCAAAUUGGAUGAGCAGGGUGUUCUACUGAUUCGUUCAUCAAUCUAUGAAAGCUAUGUGAUUGGAUGCUACAAGAAGGAGAAUGGCAGAAUUAAAAAGUAUUGUUUCUUUUUAAAAGCCACAGCCUCUCGUUUGGCGGUGCUGACCAAGAGGCACGUGGGAUCUGGGUACGAGAUUGACAUUUUCCAAGAAGGUCAAGAUUCCCUUACUUCCGCAUAUACUCUUUUCCUUCGGUCACGAGCAAUGCUGGUAUUCUUCUUCCCUCGCCAUAAUCAACGGAGAAAAAACACGUACAGCAAUGGCUAGAGAUAUUCAACUUUCACAAAAUGAAGAUUUCAAGUUCCACGAUAACUGUAAACAAUUUGUAUUUGCCGUAAAAAAGCUCAUAAGCAGACCCUCCCUGAGAAAGAUGACGUGCUAUCGACGAUCUUAUCGACGGCUGAAAUCUAAUGAGUAGCCUUCGUUAUCYRCAAAAAUAUAUAUCCAUAUGAGAAACACCGACGCAGUC